AUGACCAAUGAUCCAUCCUGGACUACCAGCCCAGUCCGGGUACUGGAAGACACUGGCUUUCUUUACCAGGAUCACCAAUUGUUUGCUGGCAGGCAUGAAUUUUCUCCACUAACAGCUGAAGCGAUCAGUUUCAAAGAAAAAGCUGCCAAGGAGGCCCUCUGCACCCUGAGCCCGCCCAGCUUCCGCCGGGUCCCAGAGGUGGAGAUGCGAGGGGCGGACAAGGUGGCAGCCGGCACCGUCCUGCAGUGCCUGAUCCAGGAGUGGCUGAGGUAUGGCAACCCCAGCGAGAACAUGAACCUGCUGGUCAUACAGCACCAGGCGACGGGCAGCGCUGGCCCUUCCAACGGCACUGCCAGCACUCUCCCUUCCACAGAAAACCUCGCUCCCAAAGAGCUGCCAAUGGUCCAGCCAUUGGGGUGGCAGGAACCACAGGGGCAGGAGCACCAGGGGGACAGUGCUGUGAUGGAGAAGCAGCCCUGGGCCCCGCAGCCCCCGCACGGCACUGAGGAGCUCCCCACCUACAAGGAAGCCAAGGCUCAGUCUCAGUUCUUCCAAGGACAGGCGCCGAUGGCCACUGCCACAGCGCAGGGGUUUUAUGGCACAUCCAGCCAGAAGUCCAGGACGAAGGGGAGGCCGAAGGUGAACUGAGCCAACAGCGGGCAGGCGCAUAAGGAUGAGGCGCUGAAGGAGCUGAAGCAGGGCCACAUCCGCUCACUGAGCGAGAGGAUCAUGCAGCUCUCGCUGGAGAGAAACGGCACCAAGCAGCACCCCCUGGCCCCGGGUGGCACAAAGGGCUUCAAGGCAGCCCCACCACCUGGCAAGGCCAUGGACCCGCGGGGCCCACCGCCCGAGUACCCCUACAAAGGCAAGGUGGCCACCCCUGGCAGCAAGGCACAGGAGCAUGGGAUGUUCUAUGGCAAGCAGCCAGCGCAGGAUGUCCUCGAGGCUUCCUUUGCCACCCAGCAGCCCUCUGCCCGGGCAGAGGUGGCCCUGGUCCAGUACCAGCCACCCCCGGAGUAUGGAAUCAGCAGCCGAAAAUGCCAGCCACCCUUCCUGCUGCCACCGGUCCAGCAGCACAGCCCCAUGUCCUCGCAGGCCACCGCUGCCACCGGUCCCCUGCUCCCGGUCACCUUGCCCCUCUCGGCUUCUGCCCAGGCACCAACACCGCCGAGCCAGCAGCUAACACCCGAUGCCUUCACCAUCGUGGAGUGGGCGCAGCAGAUGGUAGAGAUGCUGUCCGAGGAGAACCACGUGCAGUGGCAGGAGCUGGAGGGCUACGAUGAGAAGGCAGACAAGCUGCAGAAGUUUGAAAUAGAGAUUCAGAGGAUUUCAGAAGCUUAUGAGGGCUUGGUCAAGACCACCACUAAGAGGGAGUCUCUGGACAAAGUGAUGAGAAACAAGCUCGAAGGAGAAAUUAGGAGACUUCAUGACUUCAACAGGGAUCUUCGUGAACGACUGGAGACAGCCAAUAGGCAGCUGGCCAGCAGAGACUUCGAUGGGCAUGAGGAUAAGUCAACAGAGGGCCUUUACGUCACUCAGAACAAAGAGUUCAUACCAAACCAGAAGAACACCUUACUGAACUUCACAACCAGUACUGGUGAAGAUGCCCCAGAUUGGAACAGUACCAAUGGAACCCUAGAUGAACUGCACGUGGACAGACGGAUUGGCCUACGCUAA
Strigops habroptila (Kakapo) is the source of this 1677-nucleotide messenger RNA. RefSeq names its product angiomotin-like protein 1. Gene Ontology annotation, cellular component: bicellular tight junction; cytoplasmic vesicle; plasma membrane. Gene Ontology annotation, biological process: angiogenesis; hippo signaling; establishment of cell polarity involved in ameboidal cell migration. The record is from RefSeq and is a predicted model, not a curated record. NCBI's taxonomy places the organism in Eukaryota, Metazoa, Chordata, Aves, Psittaciformes, Psittacidae.